AUGCUCAUGCUGGUGCUGGCUGUCAAGUCAAUUCUGACUCACGGCAAACCCAUGUGCUACACGAGCCGGAAAUUGAGGUUCCGAGAAAUUAAGUCUGCCAAUGUCUGGAAGUUACUAGAGCCUCCUCGCUCCAAGCGGCGCCUGCGCGCGGGGGAAGCGCCUGCGCUGCGCUGGGCGGGGAGCAAGGCCUCGCGGGGCCGGGAAAGCCUGCGGGAGCAGCUGGAGGGCCCAGAAGCCAGAGCUAUCCGGCCUGGGCGCAAGGCCACGCGGAUGCUUGUGGAGGAGGGUGGUGGUGGCCCGGGACCAGAGUCCCCUCCCCGGCCGCCAGCACAUUCCCCCGCUGCCCUGCGCCAAGCGGCGGCAGGGACCGGGCCUGGCGCCCUGCGCGCCCCCUCCAGCUCCGGCCACCGCUCGGGGCGACCAGGACGGUGUCCGGGAGGGGGUCCGGGAGGGGGUCCGGCCCCGCCCGCGGGGCGGAGAGAGGAGGCGGAGGGAACGUUCACACCCCGCCCCCGCCCCCGGAGCCAGCCUGGAGCCCGGGGCCAGGGCGGUGCAGACCGGCCCAGCGACUCUCGGGCUGCGCGCCGGGACGCGCCGCCGCCGCCGCCACUGCGGACGAGGCUGCCUUUCAACCCACCGCCCCGGGGCUGGCGGAGCGAAGGUAACCGCGGGCCGGCCGCGGGCCCUCGAGCCCUGGGUGGGCGUGGACGCCGCCGGCAGGCCCGGGUGCGCGGAGGCCCCGGGCUGGCACCCUCCUAG
Messenger RNA from Orycteropus afer afer, 759 nucleotides. Its product is annotated as basic proline-rich protein-like. The coding region runs from base 1 to 759 and encodes 252 amino acids. The record is from RefSeq and is a predicted model, not a curated record. Lineage: Eukaryota; Metazoa; Chordata; Mammalia; Tubulidentata; Orycteropodidae. The transcript has 3 exons.